Paralichthys olivaceus (Japanese flounder) is the source of this 1665-nucleotide messenger RNA. RefSeq names its product cholinergic receptor, nicotinic, alpha 9a (gene chrna9a). Gene Ontology annotation, cellular component: postsynaptic membrane; synapse; neuron projection. The record is from RefSeq and is a predicted model, not a curated record. NCBI's taxonomy places the organism in Eukaryota, Metazoa, Chordata, Actinopteri, Pleuronectiformes, Paralichthyidae. Gene Ontology annotation, biological process: signal transduction; nervous system process; regulation of membrane potential. Gene Ontology annotation, molecular function: acetylcholine-gated monoatomic cation-selective channel activity; transmembrane signaling receptor activity.
AUGAGGAAGGCAGCGCUGAUGGUUUGGAUCAGCCUUUUGGUGCAAGUGUCCCAAGGUGCCCAGGGUCAUUACGCCCGCAAGCUUCUGAACGACCUGAUGGAGGACUACACCAACGCUCUGAGACCUGUGGAGGACACAGACAAAGCCCUCAACGUGUCGCUGCAGAUCACGCUGUCACAGAUCAAAGAUAUGGAUGAGAGGAACCAGGUUCUGACCACGUACCUGUGGAUCAGGAAGGUCUGGCACGAUGCUUACCUGAAGUGGGAAAAGGAGGACUAUGACGACCUGGAGAUGAUUAACAUCCCCAGCGACCUGGUUUGGAAGCCGGACAUCGUCCUCUACAACAAAGCAGAUGAGGACGCGUCAGACCCAUCCAGCACUAACGUAAAGCUGCGUUAUAAUGGAGAGAUCAUCUGGGACUCUCCGGCCAUCACAAAGAGCACAUGUGUGGUGGACGUCUCUUACUUCCCCUUUGACUGGCAGCAGUGUAACCUCACCUUCGGCUCCUGGACCUACAAUGGAAACCAGGUGGACAUCAGUUUGGGCAUGGACAGUGGAGACCUGUCUGACUUUGUUGAAAACGUGGAGUGGGAGUGCCACGGCAUGCCGGCGGUUAGAAACGUCAUGAUGUACGGCUGCUGCUCUGACCCUUACACCGAAAUCACGUACACCCUGCUGCUGAAGCGCCGCUCUUCUUUCUACAUCUUCAACCUGCUCCUGCCCUGCUUCCUCAUCUCGUUUCUUGCCCCGCUGGGCUUCUACCUGCCCGCCGACUCCGGGGAGAAGGUGUCCCUCGGGGUCACUGUGUUGCUGGCGCUCACCGUGUUCCAGCUGCUGGUGGCUGAGAGCAUGCCUCCUGCAGAAAGCAUGCCCUAUAUAGGAAAAUAUUAUAUUGCCACAAUGACCAUGAUCACAGCCUCUACCUCUCUCACCAUCUUCAUCAUGAACAUUCAUUUCUGUGGUGCUGAGGCCAAGCCAGUCCCACAUUGGGCCAAAGUGCUCAUUAUCGACUACAUGUCCAAAAUCUUCUUCGUCUACGAGGUUGGGGAGAACUGCACGACACCGGAGAGCGAGCGGACCCCUCUGUACCCCGAGGAGCCCUUCACCGAUAUUGGCUGCCACCACGAGGACUGUCUUCACAAUGGCCUCUACCACCACGACAGUGACGUGUACAAGUACAGCAACGGCCACAGCGUGCACAAUAACAGUAAGCAUCACGAACACCAGGCAAACAGCAGCGCCAACAGCAGGAAUCAUCGUCACUACAACAACCACAACAACCACGCCUCCAGACUGGAGAGGGGUGAGGCAAAGCAAGAGGCCAAGCAACACUACCACCACAUCAGGCAGGAGGAACUGGACUACGAGGCCCCUCAGCAUCCCAGAAACCUCCAGCACCUCAACGGGGUGCUGAAGAAGCACGUCCUGUAUCCCACAGAGAAGCAUCAGGUGCCAGCCUGUCCCCACUGCUGCCCCUGCCUCCAACAUAAACAGGUGGUGAAGAACAUCCAGUACAUCGCCAACUGCUUCCGUGAGCAGAAAGCGACGUGUGUCAAGGCGGCAGAGUGGAAGAAGGUUGCCAAGGUGAUGGACAGGUUUUUCAUGUGGAUCUUCUUCUUCAUGGUGUUCCUCAUGAGCAUCCUCAUCAUUGCCAAGGCCUCCUGA